Bombus terrestris (buff-tailed bumblebee) is the source of this 1005-nucleotide messenger RNA. It is a transcript of the gene Dhps, whose product is annotated as deoxyhypusine synthase. Gene Ontology annotation, biological process: peptidyl-hypusine biosynthetic process. Gene Ontology annotation, molecular function: deoxyhypusine synthase activity. The record is from RefSeq and is a predicted model, not a curated record. NCBI's taxonomy places the organism in Eukaryota, Metazoa, Arthropoda, Insecta, Hymenoptera, Apidae. Gene Ontology annotation, cellular component: cytoplasm.
AUGAUCAAAGUGGUUGAAUGUAUCAUAAUGCAAUCUAUAAUAAAAUGCUUAGCAUUAAGAUAUCAUAUAGAAGAUUUUCAUUUAUGAUUAGAAAAAGAAAGUCUAAGGCAACAUGGUAUUAAUAGAACAGGAAAGUUAAUACCUAAUUACUAUUACUGUCUAUUUGAAGAUUGGGUUAUGCUUACAUUAGAUACAAUGUUGGCUGAACAGGAAGAAAAGGAUAUGAUUUGGACACCAUCUAAAGUAAUAGCAAGACUAGGUGUAGAAAUUAAUAACGAACAUUUAAUAUAUUAUGGUGCUGAAAAAAAUAAUAUUCUAGUGCUCAGCUCCACUUUGUCAGAUGGCAAUCUUCACUUCUAUAGGAAUCCAGGUUUAAUUAUAGACAUAAUCUCAGAUUUGAACUUGUAAAAUAAGGAUUAAAAUUUAUAAUUUAAUUUAUUUAUUAAAUAAAUAUAGAUUUUAUAAAUAUUAUAAACAAGAAAUAUAACAAAUAUAUAAUACAAUGAUAUUAAAUAUAUUGUAUGUUACUUAUUGUAUACUGUGUUGAUUACUUCACAAAUUUUAGGCAAUUAAAUACAAUGAUUGUGAAAGCAAUAAACAAUGGCAUGAUUAUCAUUGGAGGUAGUAUUGUUAAAAUAUUAUCAUAUGUGAAAUACAAAUUUCAAGGUAAUAAAGAAAGUGUAAAUUGAAAUAAAUUUGAUAAUAAAUUGAAUUAAAAUAAUUUAUAUACCAGAAAUAUAGUGCUAAAUAUGUUGUAUUUAUAAAUAUAUCUUCAAAAUUUGGUGGCAGUGAUAGUGGUGCUCAUUCAGAUGAAGCUAUUUCAUGGAAUAAGGGUUUGAAUGAAUGUAAAACCAGUUAAAAUAACAAUAUAUUAGAUUUGUGCAGAUGCAUCUCUGAUUUUUCCAUUGCUCAUUGGAGAAACUUUUGCUUGACAUUAUUACUGAACAAGAGAAAAUAUUGUUUUAGACAUUUAAGAAAAAUUUAAUAAACCAUUUUUAAAUGAAA